CUGGUUGGUUGGAGCAUUGGUUCGGUGUGUGUGUGUAACACUGUGCGAGAGCGAGCGAGCGAGAAAGCCAUAUAUCUAUCCCCCUCGAGCGAGCUCGCUAGCAUCGAUCGCUGUCCGUGCUUAAUUUGCCUGGUGAAUUCUUGGGAGGAGGAGGAGGAGAUGGCGGGUGGCGGCGUGGCGGCGCUGGGGGUGAAGAAGGAGCGGGCGGCGGAGUACAAGGGCCGCAUGACGCUCGCCGUCGGCAUGGCCUGCGUCGUCGCCGCCGUCGGCGGCGCCAUCUUCGGCUACGACAUCGGCAUCUCCGGGGGAGUGACCUCCAUGGACCCGUUCCUCAAGAAGUUCUUCCCGGUGGUGUACCGGAAGAAGAACGACGGCGGGCAGAACAACUACUGUAAGUACGACAACCAGGGCCUCUCGGCGUUCACCUCCUCCCUCUACCUCGCCGGCCUCGUCUCCUCGCUUGUCGCCUCGCCGGUGACGAGGAACUACGGCCGCCGCGCCAGCAUCGUCUGCGGCGGCCUCAGCUUCCUCGCCGGCGCCACGCUCAACGCCGCGGCGGUGAACCUCGAGAUGCUCAUCCUCGGGCGCAUCAUGCUCGGCGUCGGCAUCGGCUUCGGCAAUCAGGCCGUGCCGCUGUACCUGUCGGAGAUGGCGCCGGCGCACCUCCGCGGCGCGCUGAACAUGAUGUUCCAGCUCGCGACGACGCUGGGCAUCUUCACGGCGAACAUGAUCAACUACGGCACGCAGCACAUCACGCCGUGGGGGUGGCGCCUCUCGCUCGGCCUUGCGGCGGCGCCGGCGCUGCUGAUGACCGUCGGCGGGCUGCUCCUGCCGGAGACGCCCAACAGCCUGAUCGAGCGCGGGCGCGUCGAGGAGGGCCGCCGCGUGCUGGAGCGCAUCCGGGGCACCGCCGACGUCGACGCCGAGUUCACGGACAUGACGGAGGCGAGCGAGCUGGCCAACUCCAUCGAGCACCCGUUCCGCAACAUCCUGGAGCCGCGCAACCGGCCGCAGCUGGUGAUGGCAGUGUGCAUGCCGGCGUUCCAGAUCCUGACGGGCAUCAACUCCAUCCUCUUCUACGCGCCGGUGCUGUUCCAGAGCAUGGGCUUCGGUGGCAGCGCGUCGCUCUACUCCUCCGUGCUCACCGGCGCCGUCCUCUUUUCCUCCACCAUCAUCUCCAUCUCCACCGUCGACCGCCUCGGCCGCCGCAAGCUCCUCAUCAGCGGCGGCAUCCAGAUGAUCGUCUGCCAGGUGAUCGUGGCGGUGAUCCUGGGGGUCAAGUUCGGGACGGACAAGGAGCUGUCGAAGAGCUACUCGAUCGCGGUGGUGGUGGUGAUCUGCCUCUUCGUGCUCGCCUUCGGCUGGUCGUGGGGUCCCCUGGGGUGGACGGUGCCGAGCGAGAUCUUCCCGCUGGAGACGCGGUCGGCGGGGCAGAGCAUCACGGUGGCCGUGAACCUCUUCUUCACCUUCGUCAUAGCGCAGGCGUUCCUCUCGCUCCUGUGCGCGCUCAAGUUCGGCAUCUUCCUCUUCUUCGCCGGGUGGAUCGCCGUCAUGACCGUGUUCGUCCACGUCUUCCUGCCGGAGACCAAGGGCGUGCCCAUCGAGGAGAUGGUGCUGCUGUGGAGGAAGCACUGGUUCUGGAAGAAGGUCAUGCCCGACCUCCCGCUCGAGGACGGCUGGGCCGCCGCCGAUGACAACGUCGUCGAUCGUCACAGGUGAAACUAAUUUGUUGUUCGCGUUAGAGAAGAAGAAGAAGAAGAGAUCGAUGCAUACAUGACAUGUAGGAUGAGGAAAUUAAGAAGCUUAAUCAUGUGCAGUUUGUGUGUGUGUGUCAAUCGAAAUCCAUGAAUCAGCGAUGUGUUUGUCGUGGUAGAGAAAGAUUGUUGAAAAAGGCAAAGAUUUUCAGUUGGUAUAUGAUAGUUGUUGAUUUCGCGCCAUGCGCGUUA
This is a messenger RNA of Oryza brachyantha (malo sina), 1946 nucleotides long. RefSeq names its product sugar transport protein 7. The coding region runs from base 160 to 1719 and encodes 519 amino acids. Gene Ontology annotation, biological process: monosaccharide transmembrane transport. The transcript is spliced from 4 exons. Lineage: Eukaryota; Viridiplantae; Streptophyta; Magnoliopsida; Poales; Poaceae. Gene Ontology annotation, cellular component: membrane. The record is from RefSeq and is a predicted model, not a curated record. Gene Ontology annotation, molecular function: monosaccharide transmembrane transporter activity.